GUGGGAUCAUGUAAGUCAUUUGCUAAGUAGAAAACGAUGGAUGGGGACAAACUUUCAGACCAUGGUUCACAAGACGAGGAAAGCUUGCUUUCAGACGCACGAAAUAAUGGAACGUUCCACAAUCCUCUCAUCGAAUCUGUUCAACCUUUGAUAGAGUUGAUUGACUCUCUGAGGUCGAUUGGCAUUGAUAAAGACAUUGGCCUACCAUCCAUUGCAGUGGUGGGAGAUCAGAGUUCAGGAAAGAGUUCAGUUUUAGAGGCACUCUCUGGUGUCGCACUGCCUCGAGGAAGUGGUAUUGUCACACGCUGUCCUCUUGAGCUGAAAUUGCGGAAGAUCAAGAAAGGGCCAUGGUCAGGGACCAUUUCUUUCAGUGGUCACAAUGAGACUUUUCAGGAUCCAUUAAAGGUGGAUCAACUUGUUCGAGAAGCUCAAAACAAGCUUGCUGGAAAUACAGUAGGGAUCUGUGAUGAGCUCAUCACUUUGGAGAUUUCAUCUCCUGAUGUGUGUGAUCUCACUCUGAUUGAUCUUCCUGGUAUAACACGCGUACCUGUGCAUGGCCAACCUGAAGAUAUUGGAGAUCAGAUUAAAGCCUUAAUACUGAAAUUUAUUUCCAAGAGUGCAACCAUCAAUUUAGUUGUUGUACCCUGCAAUAUUGACAUAGCAACAACAGAAGCACUAAGAAUGGCACAAGAAGUAGACCCUGAAGGACACAGAACUCUUGCAAUUCUUACAAAGCCGGACCUCAUUGAUAGCGGAGCUGAGAUUGAUGUCUUAAACAUUGUGCAGGGCAAAGUCAUUCCCCUCAGCAAGGGUUACAUCAUAGUGCGAUGUCGUGGUCAGAGUGACAUCAACAACAAAAUCCCUUUUGAUAAAGCUAUGAAAACUGAAAUGGAAUUCUUUAGGAACCACCGGUAUUUCAGUUCCCUGCUGAAUGAAGGUAAAGCAUCUACUAAAUGUCUGACAGAUAAACUGACCAAUGAACUUGUGGAUCAUAUUAAGAAAUCCCUACCAUACCUGACUGAGCAGAUUCAUACUAGAGUUCUUAAUGUGCAACGAGAGCUGAAAAACUAUGAGGAGGGUCCUCCUCUGGAAGAAGAAAUGAUGGGACCUUUUCUCAGUAUGGUUAUAAUGGAGUUCAGUGAUUUAAUAAAUAAACUGAGAAAAACGGGGCAUUCAAAAAACCAAAACAUCUAUAGGCUCCUGCGUCCUGUGUUCAAGAAAUGGGACACGCGUCUGAGAGACACAGAAGUAUCAUUCACAGCAAAAGUGAAAGAAAUGAUAGACAAGUACAAUGAGAUACAUCGUGGAAGAGAAUUGCUAACAUUCACAGAUUUUUGUGAAUUUGAGCGUGUCAUCAAAGAACAUGUGGCAGAUCUUCAAGAACCAGCUAUGAAGAUACUAAAUGACAUACGAGAGAUUGUUCAGAAUGAGUUCAAGGUGGUUUGUGAUUUGUCUUUUGAACAGUACCCUCAACUGAAAUACAUAGUCUCUAACAUGAUUAAUGACAUUCAGUCAAAACAAGAGACCAAAGUGGAGAAAAGAAUCAAAGAGUUUAUUCAAAUGGAGCAGCUAGUCUUUACCCAGGAUAAAGUAUUACAAGAGAAACUCAAUGUCUCUGACGUUCCUCGGAAGGUUGGGAUAGACACCAACGGUGAAGGCCUCUAUGAUGAUAAUUGUGACAAAAUAUUUAAUUCCAAAAGCUGUGCCUCGGUGGAUACUAGACCUCUAACUCCAGACAAACUGGUUCUCUAUUAUAAGGUAGUCUAUCAACGCCUCACAGACUAUGUGCCUAUGCUGGUAAAUCUCUUCAUGCUGAAGGACGCAGCUAAGAGUUUGCGACAUCAAAUGAUGGAACUGAGAAAUGGGGCAGAUGUGGUGAAACUGCUCAGUGAAGACUCAGAGAGAGCACGCAAGAGGACUGAUCUACAUAAACGUCUGCAACGUCUCAUACAAGCUCAAAACCUGAUCAGCAGCAAACUCUAAGACAUCUGUUUGAUACUACAUGAAUCAGCAUCAAUUUAGCAUCAGGAAAAAUAAGUCAAUUAUAUAGGUUUAGAUAAUUAAGUUCAUGCAGAUUAUAAAUGUAUAAUUUAUUUCUAAAUUUGAUGAAAAUGAAAAAUUUGCACAGUGUCCAUCAUAUUAUCAGUGGUUAAACAUAUAAAAUGGUGAUUAUAUAUUUAUGCACAUUUCCUUAUAAUUGUAACCCAGUCUGUUAAAACCCAGCUAAAUAAUUUUAUAUUAUGUAAAGAACACUCUGUGAAAUUUAAACUUGAAUUCUUUAAUAUUGAUUAAGUAAGGCAAUGUCAAAGAUUGAAAUCAAUGUUUAUUUUGGUAUUUUUGUGGAAACAAUUAAAUGUAAUGGCAAUUAUUAAUUUCAGUAUGU
This is a messenger RNA of Misgurnus anguillicaudatus (oriental weatherfish), 2383 nucleotides long. The record is from RefSeq and is a predicted model, not a curated record. Lineage: Eukaryota; Metazoa; Chordata; Actinopteri; Cypriniformes; Cobitidae.